Molecule: messenger RNA, 3241 nt
Organism: Bicyclus anynana (squinting bush brown)
Lineage: Eukaryota; Metazoa; Arthropoda; Insecta; Lepidoptera; Nymphalidae
Gene: scat
Product: vacuolar protein sorting-associated protein 54
Exons: 2
Coding region: 176-2827 (883 amino acids)
Biological process (GO): Golgi to vacuole transport; retrograde transport, endosome to Golgi
Cellular component (GO): GARP complex
Molecular function (GO): syntaxin binding
Source: RefSeq, a predicted model, not a curated record
UCGGUACUUGGUAAUGUCACUUAUGUCAAAUUUACUUACAUUAAAUUACAAAGACGUUUUUUAUUAAAUUUAUAACAAAAUAAUGUAUUCGUCUGUUCUUUUCGUCAAUUUAAUAUUGAGAUGAUAUUUAACAGUUAAAUGUAACUUUUAUAAUAUUAAAUAAGACAAACAUGUUAUGGAGGACAAGUCAAACUCGAAUAAGACGCCGACAUGGCAAAAUUGCAUUCAUUGCCCGAACCUGCUGUUCAACAGUGCCGUGGAAUUUGAAAGGCAUAUCCAGCAAAAACACAGCAUUAAAGAGGGUUCUUUAAUACUAUGUCAGUAUGGAUUAAAUGGUAUAUGUUCAGCAUUGCAAUUUGGAGAUUUAAAAAAGGCAGGAUUUAAAUAUCAUGUAAGACAGUACCACCUUUAUAAGACAAAUGCUACAGAUGAUUGGACAUUUUAUUCAUCAUCACAAAAUCUUCCUGCUGUUUUAAAUGAUCCAAACAGGGGCAAGCAAAGCAACUUUUUUACAAAAACAUGGGGUGACGGAUUUGUAGACAAAGUAGAAAUCUAUCCUAGUCCAUAUCUGCCAGAAAUUACUUUAUUACAUUUUGAGUCAUAUUGUAAAAAGGUUUCUAAAAGGUAUAGAAGACAUUGUCAGCUAAAGGAAAAUGUGCCAGCCAAAGCAAAAUCCCCUGUAGUAGAAGCUGUGUGUGACAUCCCAAAUAUUUUCUAUGAACAGUCUCUAGCACUCAAUGAUCCUCAAAAUUUUAGCAAAGUUUUCCCUGGUCUCUCCAAUACACAAGAUAUUAAUUCUACAAUAAGAUCAUUGCAAGAGACAUUAAGCACAUACUUGGAUGUUGUGGAAAUGAAAAUAUCAAAACAGGUUGCUCAAAAAUCUGAUGCAUUUUUCCAUGCUAUGCUUUCUCAUGAUACUAUUAUGGAACAAAUGGCAAGAGCAGUGAAGACUGUGAAAAUCACAAGAAAGGAUAUUACUGGUGUAAAACAAAACUUAACAGAAAGUCCUUUGAAACUAAUAAGUUUAACGAGGAUAAAUCACAACCUUAAUAAUGUUCAUGAACUUCUAAAACUAAUAGCCACAGUUCAGCAAACUCAACCCAUGAUCCAACUCCUGCUCAGUACUUCAGACUAUGUAGCUGCUCUUGAUUUAAUUAGUUCAACACAAAAGGUUUUGUCCACUCGCUUGGCUGGUAUUCAAGCCUUUAGACAUCUGUCUCCACAAUUAACAGAAAUGAAAAGGUUGAUUCACAAGAUGUUAAACAAUGAAUUUUCAAGGUUCAUAGUAACAGAUCUCAACCGGCCACUAAAAGAUCUCAGUGAAUUACCAGAUCGAGAUAAAAUUGUGUCAAUUGUGUCUGGAAUAUUACGAUUGAGAGAGUUUGAUUUUCUUGAUAUUUUUAAAACUGAGGCCAUGACAUCUGUACAAGCAACAAUAAAACAAUGUCUUAUAGAAAUAAUAUCACAGAGAGAUGGUGGUAAUGAGAUAGUUUUGAGAGGUUCCAAUGCUGAUACUUGGCUGUUAAGUAAUGAAGGUAUUGUUUUUUUGCAAAAGGUAACUCCAAACAUAAUUAAUUUAUUUAAAAGAAUUUUGUCUAUAUCUAAUUUGAUACUGGAUAUUAGUCAAAUGAGUGACAUCACUGGCAGUGACAGUGAAGAAGUUUGGUCACAGGAAGAACUGACAUUAAUAGACGAAAAGAUUAAAAAACUGAUAGCCUCACUCUCAGACUAUAGUAAUGAGAGGUGUGCCAAUCUUAUAGUGACAAAGACUGAUAAAGAGUAUGCAUUAACAAAUUUAACUCAACUAUCCAAAUUAUCUGAACUGACAGAGAGUUUUUCAAGGCAGUGUGAACAAAUCACAGGACAUUACAGUAAUGCAAUGAAAUUAGCACUGAGGAGUUUUGCAAUGAAGUACAUUCAAAAUUUGCAUUCUGAAAGAAGACUGCAGCUUACAUCUGCUCUAAAUGCUGAAAGAUGGAAGAUUGCAGAAGUACCAUAUGAGUUACAAAGUGUUAUAAGUAAAAUUUGUGAGACUGGAGAAAUUCCUAUGAUAUUAUUUUACGAGAGCGGCAAAUCUGAUGGAAAAUAUUUGGUCAUAAACAAAGAAAAUUAUGCUGUUGUUGCUUCAGUACAACUUUUAAUCAAAAUAUUAUUUGAAUAUUGUGACGCUAGCAAACAAUCACCAGAUAUAGUCCAAUACUUAGUACAUUGCAUGCUGGAGCUUACUAGGAUGUAUAAUUCACGAUGUUGUCAGUUGGUACUGGGGGCUGGUGCCAUACAGAGUGCAGGCCUAAAGACAAUUUCCACAUCUAAUCUAGCUCUGGUAUCUAGAUCACUUCAAGUCAUUUUAUGGCUUUUACCUUUAAUCAUUAAGUUAUUAGAGAAAUGUCACUCUAAAGAGUUAUCUCUCAAUGGAUUUAACAGCAUUGAAAAUGAUAUUGCAGGGCAUAAAAAAGAAAUAGAAAAUAAAAUUUGCUUAAUAGUGAGUAACAUGUUAAGUUCACAACUUGGAGGAUGGGAAGCCAAACCCCCAGUCCCUUCUCAAACAUUCCGCAAUAUAUCUAAACAUUUAGUUAAACUGCACGAAGCUCUUAUAGAUAUUUUGCCUUUAGAACAAAUUCGCAGCAUAUAUAUGAAAGUGCACGAUAACUUCAAAGACAAAUUGAGAGAACAAUUAGUUAAAAUGAAUAUUGUUGCAAAUGGUAGUCCUCAACACGGUGUAGUGACAUCUGAAUUGACAUUCUACCUGCAGACACUCAAAACACUGAGAGUCAUUAACGAGCAUGAUACAGAAGAUAACAUUUUAUAUGAUAUCUGGUUGAAUUAAUUAAAUAAAGCAUAUUAAAUUGAUUUGAAAUCUUAUAAGUUACAAAAUGUUGGUCUAAAAAACCCAAAGACGAUUUACAAGUUUGUUUUUGCAUAUAUACCUACUUUCAUGUUUCUUAAUCAAUUUGGCUAGAUUUAUUUGGAGGAAUUAUAUUGAAUAUUACAUAUUAACUAUGUCUUUUAGUAUUUAUUCUGAUUGAGUGAAAUGUGCAUUUUUGUACACUGUAAGAUACAAGUAUCAUUCCAUGUCUCGUAAGACAUUAACUAAUCUAGAAUUAUCUCAAAUAUUAUGUAUUAAAGUUUGUGUGAUAAUAUAUUUUAAAAAUAAUGUUUGUAAAUAAAUUAAUAUUUCUAUAAUUUAUAGAUUAGAUACAAAUUAUUAAAUGAUUAUGAGAAUAUAGUGAUAAAUGCUUUA